Molecule: messenger RNA, 640 nt
Organism: Trifolium pratense (red clover)
Lineage: Eukaryota; Viridiplantae; Streptophyta; Magnoliopsida; Fabales; Fabaceae
Product: non-specific lipid-transfer protein 1-like
Exons: 2
Coding region: 53-400 (115 amino acids)
Biological process (GO): lipid transport
Cellular component (GO): membrane
Molecular function (GO): lipid binding
Source: RefSeq, a predicted model, not a curated record
AACAAAAAUACAUGCUCAAAACUAUCUACGUAAUUUUUCAUAAUUGAUAACAAUGAAAAUCAUAGCAAUUACUGAAUUGCUUCUUCUUUUCUUACUUGUUUCAUCAUCUGAGGCAAUGAUAGAGUCAUGUGAAAGUGUGAAUGAACACCUUACACCAUGUCUAACCUACCUUGCAGGUAUGACUUACAAACCACGUCCUUUUUGUUGUGAAGGAGCUAAAAAUAUUGUGUUAUUGGCAUCAAAAAGUAUUGAGGAUAAAAGGAUAGCUUGUAAUUGUGUCAAGACUUUAGCACAGAUUCUAAUACCAAAGGCACAGAAUGCCAUUGAUCUCCCAAAGAAAUGUGGAGUCCAAUUUCCCUUCGAAAUUUCUGCAACCAUUGAUUGCUCUAGGGUUAUCUAAAAGUCAGAACCGAGGGUUGUUCUUGGAUGCAGCCAGUUAAGGGAAUAUGAAUGACCUUUUCAUGACAAUCAAUAGCAUUAAUAAAUAAAAAAUCCUAUAGUGAUAAAACAUAUAUAUAAAAGUAUUAAUAUGCUUACUUGCUCCAAGGAAUCCUUUUUGUAGCCAUCAAUUUUUGCAUGAAAUUUAUUAUAUAAAUGUAAUGUUUGGAAUUUAAAUGCAACUUGAAAGUUUCUCUUAUUA